AUGGAAUGCGUAGUCCGGUGCUCUAAUCCCGGCCAGGUUAUAAAAGUGGCAAUGGUCUGCCGAUCUCUGUACGAGGCAGUGGUGAGGGCGGAGGGGCUGUGGGAGCAGCUCAGCAUCAGCCAUGGAUGGAGGCGCUUCUUUCGGUUAUACGCGGCCUUCCUGUCCCGACCCAAUAGCAUGGCGCUCAUGCCGGGUGCCGAUCCCUCCGCCCUGUCCCACGGCGAGCAGCGUCUGGGCGUGGAUCUGCCCUGGGAGCUGUGGGAGCUGCUGCGCCACCGCGAUGGCCAGGCGCCCGGGGGGGCCGGGGUGGCUUUCGCGGACGACAUGCGGCUGCUGGGAGUUAAUGAGCUGGUUCUGGAGCGCCACCCGGACCUGCCGCAGAGUGACACGGAAAUCAAGAGCAAGCAACAUACACAAAAGGCAAAUGACUUGCAGCGAGACACCGAUGCGGGAAUGGACUUCGGGGCCGUCUUUCGGAGCGUCUUUGAUUUCAACACCCUCCGUCCUGCAACUUCCGCGGCAGGGGCAGCGGCAACGACCUCGACGGCACGACCCCUAGCCGUGGGGGCUCUAGGCGUCGCUGCCUCUUCCUCGGCCGCUGGGCCGAGCGCAGCUGCUGCUGCUGCUGCUGCUGCUACAGCCACCGCUACAACCCCGACGCCCGUUCCCCCGGGUCCCUUCGCGGCGCCACAAAUGGCCUCCUCGGCAGCCGCAACCUCCGGUUCCGGAGCCCAGCCCAUGGCGGCCCUGGCGGAGCAGGUGCUGACGGGGCACGGUGCCGUACAGGACGAUCCUGUGGCCGCCGCACGGCAGCUCCAGCUGUUCCUGUCGCAGUACAAGGAUCAGUACGGCCCCGAAACCGAUGCGCGCAUCAGCGCGGCUAUAGGCAAGCUGCAGGACUACAUCGAUGGCUACAGCCAGCAGCAGCUGCAGCAGGAGGGGCUUAUGGGGGCGGCGGCGGCGGCGGUCGGCAACGGGGUGGCGGAGGGCGGAGGGGCUUCUCCCGGGGAGGAUGGUGUCGUGUACCAUAACUACAUUUUGGAGCAGCUCACGGGCAUCCUGGACUGGGUCAACAACCUGCUAAUCAACAACAACCCCAAGCCGUACGUCUUUGACGCGUACGGCAGGGUACUCGAGGACCGUACCCUGGUUCUCACCCUGGAGCAGCAGCAGGAGCAGCUGAGGGCCGCAGCCAACUCGUUGAGACUGCUCAUACAGCAACUGCAGCAGGUGAACCGGCAGUACUCCACACUGGCCGACGCCGAUGAGAAGGCCGCCAUGGGGCAGGUGCUGAGCCAGCUCACCACCAUGGCGGACAGACUGGCAGUGGCGGCAACCAGGAGACCACUGCCGCCGCCAACAACAACAACAGCGGCGGCGACGGCGGCAGGGGCCGCCACCGAUCCGGCUGUCUCCGCCUCCGCCUCAGCUGUCGUCGACCUGGUGCCGUACGUUCGUCCUGAGCAGCUGUACGGCGCUGAGAAGUACCGCGACCCUCUUGUCCGUGUCCUUGACGGGGUGUAUCAGGCGGUGGUGGUGGACAGCGGCCUGCGGGAGUUCCUCGGAGGUAUUAAGCAGCUGGGGGACAGCCUGGUGACCAGCAUGGCCGUGGCCUGGACCGGGGCACCUCCCAUCGGCCGCCUCAUCGCCUACAUCGCCGCCGUGGCGGGGGUGUUGUUCGUCAUGCGCACCCGCCUUCCCCCCCAGCUGCUGGCGCCCACCAAGAUGCGGCUGCUGGGGACCCCGCUGGGGCAGGGCGGCGCCGGCGGCUCGGGUGCUGGUGGGAAGGCCGCGACCGGCGGCGGCGGUGGCGGCGGCGGCGGCAGGUCCGAACCUACCGGCACGCCUGCACCUCCCACCGUCACCAACCCCGCUGCGGCGGCCGCUUUCAACGCCAUCGCUUCCAGCAGCAGCGGAAGCAGCAACGGCCAGGCAGCCGCCGCGGCGGCGGCGGCGGCUUUUGCCGCCAUCGCCGCCAACGGCGGCGGCGGCGGCAGCGCUACUGCCACUAGCGGUCAGCCGCCGCCGCUGCAGCAAUCUCCCGUCGGUCCCAACAGCAACAGGUCGUCUGGUAAGGACCGCGAUGCGGGGCCUGGGGACUCCUGGCUGCCGCCAGAGGCCCUGCCGUCCAGCGAUCCGUACACGGCGCUCGUUGAGACGCAGGCCGCACCGGCCGCUGGCGCGAAUGUGGGAGAUGCUGCCGGCAAGAGCGACGUACGGCGGCGCAGCGGGGGUGGAGGCUUUGGCAACGGCUGGGCGACACUCACCGGUGCGGCCGCCAGCCCGGCCACAGCUGCACCUGCCGGCUCGGCGCUGUUCACAUCGCCCUCCUUCCCCAGCGGCACCGCCCAGUCACGGGGGGCCUCCGGCGGCGGCGCCGUCGGCAGUAGCAGUGGCGGUCUUGGUAACGGCGGCUGGUCGGCCGGCCGCGGCGACUGGUGGGCACUGGGCGGGUCGCAAAACCAGGUCGCGAAUCAGAGCACACAGCCGACAGCCCCACCGCCACCACCACCGCCGCCGCCGCCACCACCACGGGCGCCCACAGUGGCCGAGUCCUGGGAGGCCUUUCGUAGGACCCAGGACGCCGUACCAGUCGGCGGAGCCGCCACCGCCACCACCGGUGGCGGCGGCGGCGGCCUGCUGGACACCACUGCCGCCCUGGCGGCUGCCGCCGUCGCGGCCGCAGCGGUCGGCGCCUCAUCACCCUCCCUCGACCCCAAGCUUGCUGAGCUGGCUCGCGCCUCCGAAGACCGGCGUGUCUCUAAGGACCGCGCCCGUCUCCGCGCCACCAUCAAGGACCGGUUGCGAUGGGUGUGUCUGGCCCUGGGCCCCGUGAGCAGUGUGGUGCCCGGCGGAGAGCCGCUGCGGGAGGAGGUGGACGGGCUGCUGGCGCAGCUGGAGGCGCUGUCCCCCACCGACAAGCCGCUGAACACGGUAGUGGAUGUGGCCAGGCGGCCCACCGUGGGCUCCCCCGCCCCCCGGGUGGACCCCCUGCUGCUUGGGGAGUGGAGGCUGGUGUACGCCUCCAACGCCUCCACCAGCUCGGGGGCAUCCACCGUACCGGCGGCGGGCGGCGGCCCCAACCUACUGGCCCAGAUCCUCCAAAUCGCCGACAGCCUCCCCGGCUUCGGAAUGACACACGUGGUGCAGCGCCUGACGCUGGACGAGCAACAAAAGCAGAAGCAACAGCUGCAGGCAGUAGCCGCCAGCGGCGGCAGCCGUGGCGGCAGUGGCUCCGUCGCCGCUGGGUCCCCGUCAUCCCCCGGAUGCAUCCUGACCGAGAACAGCGCCGUGUUCCGGUUCGGCCCUCUGGGUAGCUGGCGCGUGUGUGUGCGGGGCCGGUGGGUGGACAACGGCGGUGGGCUGUGCGCAGCCGCGGAGUUUGAGUCGUUCUGUGUGCGGCCCGUGGAAUUGUGGGGGCUGCCCGUGGAGGAGCUGCUGCCGGAGGUGGUGGUUCCGGUGCCGGAGGUGCUCCGGAGCCGCAGCGAGUGGUGUACGACGUACCUGGAUGAGGACAUGCGGAUCGGCAGGGGCUCUGGGGGGGCGCUGUUUCUGUUUAGGCGCGGGGCGGGGGCAGGGGAGGGGGAGACGGCGGGCGCGGCGGCGGCGGCGGCGGCGGCGGUGUGUACAGUUCGAGCCGCUGCAGGUAUGCAGGCAGGGGAGGACAGAAGAGGGCAGGUCGGGGCCGGAGCAAGUACCGGCUGCGCUGUUGCGGUUUGCGUGCGGCCACUUGCGCUCACUUUUCACUGA
Molecule: messenger RNA, 3750 nt
Organism: Volvox carteri f. nagariensis
Lineage: Eukaryota; Viridiplantae; Chlorophyta; Chlorophyceae; Chlamydomonadales; Volvocaceae
Exons: 15
Coding region: 1-3750 (1249 amino acids)
Source: RefSeq, a predicted model, not a curated record